Messenger RNA from Closterium sp. NIES-65, 3654 nucleotides. NCBI's taxonomy places the organism in Eukaryota, Viridiplantae, Streptophyta, Zygnematophyceae, Desmidiales, Closteriaceae. The record is from the annotation of a GenBank genome assembly.
AUGGCUACCCCCAGUGUCCUCGCCUUUGACGCUGAGGGCAGAGCCAUUGACUUUGACGUGUGGGUAGACGACCUACUGCUUUUCCUACAGUGCGACAGAGCUGACGGACUCUCUCUCUUUGAUCUCACUUCUGGUGCCUCUCCCGCCCCUGCUGCUACUGAGGAUGCCACUGUUCGCUCACAGUGGGCCACACGCGAUGCUGCUGCACGUCUUGCUGUGCGUCGCCACCUCCCUCCCGCUGAGCGUGCGCACUUUGGCUCGUACAAGAGUGCUAAGACCUUGUACGACGCCGUUAUCGCACGCUACUCCACCCCUGCCACUGCUGCACUUAGCCGCCUCAUGCUACCGUACCUCUUUCCCGACCUUGCUGCUUUUGCCACAGUAGCUGACCUCAUUACCCACCUGCGCACUAGUGACGCUCGCUUCCGCGCUGCACUUCCUGCUGAGUUCUGCGCCAAGAACCCCCCCCCCCCCCAGUACUUCACUCUCUACUACAUUGUCACCCGCCUCCCUGACUCCCUUCGCGGAGUCAGGGAUGACCUACUCGCAGUCUGCCCCACCACUCUCACUGUCGAGAUUCUCGAGAAGUCCCUCCUAGCAGCCGAGAAGAGCAUUCUCGCUGUAGGGGCCUCUCGUGGUGACCCGCGCACCCCCAUCUUUGAGGGGUGUUCCCCCUCCCCCCUCCUGCCCUCUGUCGCCUCUGCUGCUACGGCCGACCUUGUUGGUUUUGAGUCGGUUGGUGCGGCGUCUGCCCCCAGCGGGAGACGUCGCUCUGGCAAGAGCAAGGGGGGCAGGGGCGGUGGUGGAGGCGGCGGGGGCGGUGGAGGCGGAGGUGGAGGCAGCGGCGGAGGUGAGGGUGGUAGCGGGAGUGGUGGGGGGAGUGGAGGUGUCGGCGGAGGCAGUGGAGGCGGUGGCGGCAGCGGCGGUGGUAGUGGGGGUGGAGGCGGAGGCGGCGGUGGCGGCGGCGACGGUGGGAGUGGUGGUGGUGGCGGAGGUGGUGGCGGCGGCGGCGGAGGAGGCGGCGGAGGUCGUGGCGCGUCGAGGAGGAGUGGCUCCGGUGGUGGUCAGCGCCAGCAGCAGCAGCGUGGUCAGGAGACCCUCUCCCCGCAGCAGCUCCGUGAGUGGUACUGUGCGCGUCAGCGGGGUGGGGGUGCUGGUCCGUGCACUUACGUCCUGCGCACUGGCGACCGUGCGGGUGAGCAGUGUGGUGGUCCACACUCCACCCAGCGCUGCUUCGGCCGCCUGACUGACGCUUGGCGCCGCCAGUUUCCUGACGCCUCUGAGAUCCCUCGCUGGGACCAGCUGUCUAGGGCGGGAGUAGCUAUCUUUGAUCUUGACUUUGAUGCUAUUCUUCGUGCCAUGUAUGCUGUGACUAUUAGUGAGGAGGGUGACUGUUACCGGUGUUUCCCGCCCGACCCGGGCAUUGGUACUGCGGCUCUAGGUACUGUUGAGGCUGCUGCUCUAGGUGCUGGUGAGGCUGUUGCUCUAGGUGCCAGUGAGUCUGAGUCCUCAGGUGCUGGUGAGUCUGCUCUCUCAGGUACUGUGUCGACUUCUCCCUCUCUCACUUUCACUCUUGACUCCGGGGCGUCUCGCUCCUUCUUUCGAGACCGCACCACACUCACGCCGCUUAGUCGGCCAGUGGCGGUCUCCUUGGCAGACCCCUCUGGGGGUCCUGUUCUGGCUCGCUACUCCACUGUCCUGCCGUUUCCUGUAGUCCCGUCUGGCACCCUGUCCGGUCUCUACCUCCCCUCGUUCUCCACGAACUUGGUGGCGGGUGCUGACCUACAGGAUGCACGGGUUGACCAGUUCACCCCUGCGCGCCGACGGGUCACCCACUGCACGGACGCGGACACGGGUCGACACCUGACCACGUUCACACGUGGUCCAGGGUCGAGCCUGUACACACUCACUGUUCCGUCUCCUCCUCCUGCGUCUGGUCAGGUAUCUGCGUCGGGUCAGGUGUUUGCUGCAGCGUCCAGGUCUGGUCCUGAGUCUGCCCCCUGCUCGUGUCGCCUCCUGUCCCACGAGACCCUCCUGUGGCACCACAGGAUGGGUCACCCCUCCCUGCCUCGUCUCCGGGGCAUGGCCUCUCGCCUUCUUGUCUCUGGUCUUCCCCGGUCCCUCCCUCCCCUUCCUCCGGGGCCUGGCCCUCCCUGUGUCCCCUGUGUUGAGGGUCGCCUGCGGGCUACCCCUCACUCCUCCCCGUUUCCUCCGACGGAGGCCCCGAUGCAGACGCUUCACAUGGACGUGUGGGGCCCAGCCCGCGUCGGUGGACAGGGUCACGAGCGCUACUUCCUGCUGGUGGUUGACGACUACACGCGUUACACCUCAGUCUUCCCCUUGCGCAGCAAGGGUGAGGUCACUGAGGUGUUGAUCGACUGGAUCCGCGCAGCUCGUCUCCAGCUCAGGAAGAGCUUUGGCUCGGAUUUUCCUGUUUUCCGUCUACACUCGGACAGAGGCGGAGAGUUCUCCUCUGGCCUUCUGCGCGCCUACUGUCGGGCACGAGGCAUCCGCCAGACCUUCACGCUUCCGGACUCUCCACAGCAGAAUGGGAUUGCUGAGCGCCGCAUCGGCAUUGUCAUGGACGUCGCCCGCACGUCCAUGGUUGGUGAUGCGUCGGCGUUCCGUGUCUGGGGAUCUCGGGCGUUUGUCCGCGACUUGUCUGCGGACAAGCUGUCCCCUCGUGCUGCUCCCUGUGUCUUUCUUGGCUUCCCCACAGACGCUCCCGGGUGGCAGUUCUACCACCCCUCCUCUCGUCGUGUUCUGUCCUCCCAGGACGUCACGUUCGACGAGUCAGUCCCCUUCUACCGCCUCUUCCCCUACCGCACUCCUUCCCUCCCCCCUCCACCGGACUUCCUUGUGCCGGUUCCCCCCCCGGUAGACCCCCUCCCCCCUCAGGUUCUUGCCCCCUCAGGUGUGUCCCAGGUAGACGCCGUUGACCCGGUCGAGGUUACUGGUGACUCUGGUGCUGCUGCGGGUGCUGAGCCUGGGGGUGCUGACUCUGGGGGUGCUGUGCGCGGGGGUGCCGAGCCUGGAGGUGCUGCUACUGGGGGUGCUGAGCCUGGGGGUGCUGGGCCUGGGGGUGCUACUGCGGGGGGUACUGAGCCUGGGGGUGCUGAGCCUGGGGGUGCUGAGCCUGGGGGUGCUGAGACUGGAGGUGCUACGCCUGGGGGUGCUGAGCCGGGGGGUGCUGUGCCUAGAGCUGCUGAGCCUGGGGGUGCUGAGUCCGGAGCUGCUGCGCCUGGGGGUGCUGCGUCUGGAGCUGCUGAGCCUGGGGUUUCUCCUGCUGCUGCGUCUCGCCGGGAGCCCCUCUCUCCACAGGAGCUGCGCGAGUGGUUUGCUCGCCGCUGGAGGCAUGCUGCUGGAGCUAGAGCUUCUUCGACCGUCGAGGGUGCUGGUCCUGCCGGUCCCGGAGCUGCUGGGCCUGCGGGUCCUACUGGAGCUGGAGCUGCUGAGGGUGUUGGUGCUCAGACAGCUGCUGUCUGUCCUGGCGGUGGUUCUGCUGCUGGUGCUGCUGGAGGUCCUGCUGCUGGAGGUGCUGGUGGCGCUAGUGCUGUCGCCGAGGGUGCUGGUGCUGUCCCUGCUGAGUCUGGAGUUGCCGCGCGGCCUCGGCCGUACUUCGUUCCACUCCUGCAGCAGGUUCUUGCGUCGUGA